Messenger RNA from Polyodon spathula (Mississippi paddlefish), 4819 nucleotides. Its product is annotated as polypeptide N-acetylgalactosaminyltransferase 18. Bases 554 to 2380 code for a protein of 608 amino acids. The transcript has 11 exons. Gene Ontology annotation, cellular component: Golgi apparatus. The record is from RefSeq and is a predicted model, not a curated record. NCBI's taxonomy places the organism in Eukaryota, Metazoa, Chordata, Actinopteri, Acipenseriformes, Polyodontidae.
AUAACAAACAUUCACUCAGUCAACACGCAGCUUUAACAGAAAUCUUCUAACUAACACAGAGAGACUGAUACACUGUUUCCUUGAUAGCUUUAGCACACACAGUACAAACACACGCCCUUCUCCGUCCUCACUGGAGCAGCGCGUAACUGAAUAUGAAAUUUACAGCCCUGCUCUGCGUCUCAUUGGCCAUCAGACCUGUGCUAUACGGGUGCCACUGAACGCUGUAAAGCUAUCUAGUUUAAACUGGAGGUGAUUGCAAGGAAAGGGGCGAAAGAGCAGAGAUAGCGGGAGGAAAGUUUCCAGGACUUUACACUUACCGAUUCCUCUGUGCAUGCUCUCUGCUUUGUUUCGGAAGAAUCGAGCGUCGGUAUUGCUCUCCCCCCCGCUCCACACUGCAUUGCGCUCCAUGUGGUUCUGGUCUGUCAACUCGGAGAGCUAUCAGAUACCUGUCUGAAUGGAAAUUUACAGACAGAGCUACUAGGAGUGGGGAUUGUUUACAGGGCUCUUCUAUUCUUGGUACCAAGCUCUGAAGUCUAUAUGGAGGGAUCUCAGGAUGGCUUGCACCAGAAAGACCAAAACGGUGGUGUCUACUUGUGUGAUCUUGAGUGGUAUGACCAAUAUUGUGUGCUUGCUUUACGUGGGAUGGGUUACUAACUACGUCGCCAAUGUGUAUGUAAAAGUGCAAGAACCGGUGCCAGAGAAAAAGUUAGAGGAAGGCAACAAGGGGGAAACUUUGAGGAUUAUAGAAAGACUGGAUCGGCUCGAGAAUGUAGUCAAUCAACACAUACAAGAAGCGCCUCAGAAGAUUGAUGAGAAUGCUGCGGAAUCCUUCUCCGAUUCCUCAUUGUUUGCUCACUGGGGACAAGACCUGAGCCCGGAGAACCAGAGAACUGCACUCAAGAAAUUCCAAUACUACGGUUACAAUGCCUACCUAAGUGAUCGCCUUUCACUGGACAGAAGCAUACCUGACUUCAGGCCUAAUGGAUGCAAAAACAUCUCCCACCCCACAAACCUCCCUCAAGUCAGUAUAGUGUUCAUAUUUGUAAAUGAAGCUCUGUCCGUUAUCUUGAGAUCCAUUCAUUCAGCCAUAGAAAGGACCCCUGCUCAUCUGCUGAAGGAGAUUGUUCUGGUGGAUGACAACAGCAAUGAUGAGGAUCUGAAGGAGAAAUUGAGUGAUUACGUGGAAGAGUUGAACAGCCAUCAGCCCGGUUUUAUUAAGAUGGUCCGGCACACCAAGCAGGAAGGGCUAAUCCGAUCCCGGGUGAGUGGCUGGAGAGCUGCCACAGCCCCCGUCGUCGCCCUCUUUGAUGCCCAUGUGGAAUUCAACGUUGGGUGGGCUGAGCCCAUUCUCCUGAGAAUCAAAGAGGACCGGACUCGCAUCAUCUCUCCUUCAUUUGAUAACAUAAAGUAUGAUAACUUUGAGAUUGAGGAGUAUCCUUUGUCAGCACAAGGGUUUGACUGGGAGCUUUGGUGUCGAUAUCUUAACCCCCCAAAGUCCUGGUGGAACCUGGGAAAUUCUACUGCACCAAUAAGAAGCCCUGCCCUAAUUGGCUGUUUUGUGGUAGACAGACAGUAUUUUCAAGAGAUUGGUUUACUUGAUGAAGGAAUGGAGAUCUAUGGUGGAGAAAAUGUGGAGCUUGGCGUCAGAGUGUGGCAGUGUGGGGGCAGCGUGGAGGUCCUCCCUUGCUCCAGGAUUGCUCACAUAGAGAGGGCCCACAAACCAUACACUGAAGACCUGACAGGUCACGUUAGAAGAAAUGCUUUGAGAGUGGCAGAGGUUUGGAUGGAUGAGUUCAAAAGCCAUGUCUACAUGGCAUGGAACAUACCCCAGGAGGACUCUGGGAUUGACAUCGGUGAUAUUUCAGAGAGGAAGGCCCUCAGGAAGAGGCUGCAGUGCAAGACGUUCCGAUGGUACCUUGUCAACAUUUACUCCGAGAUGAGGAUGUACACAGACACCAUUGCCUAUGGGGUGCUGAAGAAUUCCCUCAAAAGUGACUUGUGCCUUGAUCAAGGGCCAGACACAGAUAACAUUCCAAUCGUGUACAUCUGCCAUGGAAUGACUCCUCAGAAUGUUUACUAUACCAGUAGCCAGCAGUUCCAUGUUGGUGUCCUGAGUCCUACAGUAGACGAUGAUGACAAUAAAUGCCUGGUGGACGUCAACAGCAGGCUGAAGCUGAUUGAGUGCAGCUAUGCCAAAGCAAAGAGGAUGAAACUCUAUUGGCUGUUUACUCAGGGAGGUUCGAUCCAGAACAGAAAAUCAAAGCGUUGUCUAGAGCUCCAGGAAAGCACCGAUAAUGAGUUUGGGUUCCAGCUUGUUCUCAAAAAGUGUACAGGGCAGCAGUGGACUAUCACAAAUCUCUUGACAGGGUCGUCAUUAUGAUAGAAUAGGUCAAGCAUUGUCUCAGAACAUACUCUAUGGGACCUGGAGUCCUGUUUGAUGAGGAAAGACUCAAUAAUGUUUAUGCCUUCUGAACACAGUUUUUCUCUUUUGUGGGGGGGUGGGUGGAAUUGACAGAAGAACUAUUUCUAUCAUCUUGGUGUCCUGGACUUCAUAUAAUAGCCUCAUAUUGUAAAUGUUGAACAUUUUUCUAGUUAUAUGUGCUUCUAAAAUCAACCAGGAUUUGUUGAUUAAUAUAUUUGGCAGUUAAGAGAGAGAGAGUGAAAAAAAUAGUGUGAGGUAUGCAUAAACUUGUUUUGUGUUUCAAAAUGAUGAAGUCCAUUUUGGGGAGUUGUACUUGACCUCAGAAUACCGUUAUUCUGUACUUGAUACUUUCUUGCUACCAUGUAGCACUUGUUUGCAACAUUUCCUGCUGUAAUUUUACUUCUUGUGUCUCAGACUAGUAGGACUUACUAUGAAAUCAAGUUGUAUGGUGUGGUGGAAUAUGUCAGACGCAAGAUUUUAAAAUAUUUUCUAAAUGUAAAUAUUGAUCAAAUUGAGAAUAUUUAUAAUAUCUGACAUUAAAAAAAGUAUUGAUGAAAAAAUGUGUAGUGUGUUUUAUUUGAUGAAUGCAGAUGAACAGGCAGUAAUGGUAAUUGAUGGUCUUGUUUAAAAAACAUAUUAAGACAGUCAAGCUUUAGUGAGUGCUGGUGUAAUGGGCAGUGUUGUGUGAUACACUGCUGGUAUGGAUUCUAUCCCAUCAGUAAAAUGAGGUUAAAAGCUUCAAAAGCACAAAUGCAGAUGAGCACGCUUGCUGGCUUGCUGUGCAGUGCUAGCCAUUUUGCACUCAGCCCCUGCCCUGUUACACUGGAAUUAUUUAGGUUCCUUUGGCCUAAUAACUGCUAGUCAGUCUUUGACUCUAUUUCAAACUGGCUGCGGAACCCAACCUCUGGCACAACAACGCAUUCAAAACUGAAAAUCAACUGGACUUAAUUACAGAACUUUAAAGACUGCGCUAUAGUGUUGUUGGUCCUAUUAACAACAGUCCACUUUACCCAACUUUAUUUAAUUAAUGAAGUCAAAUGUCAACUUUUUAAAUAAUUAGAAUAUUGGGAAUAGGAGCCAACAUGAGCAUAAUUGGCAAAUUAUGAGGAUCUUUGAUUCAUUAUCCGUCUUUGGGAAUGUCUAUUACUGUAUAUUCUUUAAAGUACACGUGGUCAUUGAUCCAUUGCUUGAGUCUUUGUAUUAUCCAUAGUGAGAUUAAAAAAUCUGGGAGCCAGUUGCCUUUUAAAAGAUGUUUGAAGGACACCCAGGUGCUUCCAUCUGUCUUAAGAGUCUACACACUUAUUCGGUAAUUACAGGAAAUCCAGUCCAGGCAUACUCGACUCAUUUGUUAAAUGUAGUGGCAUAUUCAAAUGUAAUUUAUUUUCAGUUUCUAGAAAAAGCAGCAUUUCUGAGAAAAAAAAAGCCAAUCCUGCCAUAAAUCUUUAAGCAUUACGUGACUGGAGGAAAAAUGCUAUGGUAUCACUUUUUGAUAUGCCAACUUGUGUUUAUGCUUGAUCAACCAACUAUGGUAGAUUGGAAGACCAAAAUAAUGUUAAAUAUUUAGAAUACAAAACUCCAAUAAAGCUGCUGUACAGUACCUGGCAGGGACAAUAUAUUAAGCAAGUCAAGGUUUAUCAUGAUCCAUUAAUGCAAGCUACAGGAUCCAGGUGUUAUUGUUUCUAUUUGUCCCUCGACACUUUCAUUGAAGAGAUGGAAAAUGAUAGAGUUAAGUCCUUAAGUGACUGAUGCAUAUAGUUCAUGCCCCACUGUGAUGUAUCGGUAUGGUUAUUACAUUACUCUAGCAGGUAGAUUUUAAUUGGUUUUAAAACACACUGGACUAGUCUUAUUCCUCCUGUCCACUACCGUUGCAUUGUAUUUUUUGUGUAGUUUGAUUAUGAUGGUAAACUGACACAGUCCAGAUCUGUUCUUAGCACAAUGCAAAAAUAAAUUGCUUUGUCUUUAACUACUUUUUUUUUUUGGCAUCAUCCCAAAUCCUGCAUUAUUUUUUUUAAAAAGCUGCAUUCAGCCCUUAACAUUGUGUUACCAAGAUCAGAAAUAAAAAUACACACCUAGGUUUCCUAGAGUAGAUACAGUAGGGGGAGAUUUAAAACACAAAGGGCAACACUACCACAUUGACAUGGAUGUUCUUCUGGGAAAACAAUUUGAAAUGGUCUGACUGGGAACCAAAUCUACUUUUACAUCGAAACACAAUAAACAUUUCAUGGUUCAGAAAAUCUACUGUAAAUAUUGUAAAUUAUGACCGUUUAGUAAACCUCAGCUCACCGUGCAGCAGUGACCCCUGUAGCCUGGCCGGGUGCCUGCAGGUAUGCCAGAGCUGAGCCUUAGUUCUGAGGUGGCUGCAUGGUGAGUCUGCAGUGUGAAAAAAUGCGGUCAGCU